Oncorhynchus keta (chum salmon) is the source of this 2737-nucleotide messenger RNA. Its product is annotated as anti-sigma-I factor RsgI2-like. Bases 412 to 1584 code for a protein of 390 amino acids. The transcript has 4 exons. NCBI's taxonomy places the organism in Eukaryota, Metazoa, Chordata, Actinopteri, Salmoniformes, Salmonidae. The record is from RefSeq and is a predicted model, not a curated record.
UAACGGUAACUAACCCUAACGGUAACUAACCCCAACGGUAACUAACCCUAACGGUAACUAACCCUAACGGUAACUAACCCCAACGGUAACUAACCCUAACGGUAACUAACCCUAACGGUAACUAACCCUAACGGUAACUAACCCUAACGGUAACUAACCCUAAUGGUUACUAACCCUAACGGUAACUAACCCUAACAGUAACAGUAGUGUAUCAUUAUCAGUAAGAUUACUUCUCUUCCUGCUCCUCAGGACACAGUGGGCACGCCGGAGGAGCUGUUGAAACACACAACCAACAUUAGUGAGCUCAAGAGAUCGUUCCUGGAGACGGGCGCCGACUCGGCUGGCCUUACCGAAUGGGAGAAGAGGCUGUCAUCGUCCCCCCUGCGCUCGCCGCGCCUCGACGAGGCCCCCAUGAUCGAACCCCUGGAACUUGACGAGAGCCAAGAGGGUGAGGGAGAGGAUGAGAGAGAGAGAGCCAUGGCUGCAGGCGGUAGCGUUGAGGAGGACAUCACGCACAGCCCUGUGGAUACUAACACUACUGUGGACUCUGACGGGUGGGUAAUAGUAAGCAAAGUCCCUCCUAAGGUAGCCGAAAAGAGAAACAUGGUCAACUAUAAAGUUAUGGCUGUCGAUAACACUGUGGCUGAAGGAGCGUUCGGUGGCGCCAGUGGUGUCGUUGUCAUCAAGGAGUUUGGCAAACCAUACGAGAGCUUCAGCAGUGAACUAGCGUCCAAGGCCGAGGAGAUGGAGGAGAAGACCUACACCCUGGGCAAAUCCUACGACACCAUGUCAGGCAAGAUCGUCACCAUGACGACGCAGGCCAAAGAUGGUGGGGAGGCAGCGGUAGCCGUUCCUGCGGUGUUCGCCAGGGAGCUGAAGAGGGCAGCAGACCAAUCCACCACCACUGUGAAGAUCAUCCCGGUGUCGACUGAGUACGAGAUGCCAGUGUCGGUCCACUUGAGUCUCCCGCCCAUAGAGGGAAUCGGACCCCCAAUGAUCACCAUCCAGGAGGCAAGGACCCCCUCUCCAUCUGAGGGAAUGGGACCCUCCAUGAUCACCAUCCAGGAGGCAAGGACCCCCUCUCCAUCUGAGGGAAUGGGACCCUCCAUGAUCACCAUCCAGGAGGCCAGGACCCCCUCUCCAUCCGAGCCCAGCGACGGUGGCCUGGGCGCCAUGCGGACCGUAGUGUCCAUCCGAUCCAGCCAGGACAUCAGUGAUGCUGCGAGAGCUGACAGCAGGAAGCAGCUACGGGAGACUUUUCUUCUGGGAGACAGGAGCACCACCCCUGUUGCGCCUCACACACCCCUCUCUCCACGGUCCCCAAUGGCCAAGUCCCCAAUGGCCAAGUCCCCAAUGAAGAUGCCCAAGCCUCAAAUGGUCGAUCUGCGUCUGAGCCCCAGCCCUGUGUCCUAUCUUUCCAGAACCCCAUCGCCCUCCAAAGUGCCAAAGCCGACCUUUGAGGAGAUGUCCCCGGAGCUCACCGCUCUCUUACAGUCGGCCAGAGAUCAGACCAGCACGCGGGUCUGGACUGCUUCGCCUGCCUUUAGUCAGACCGUGUUUAAGGUGGCCUCUUAUACCAUAUAGAUAAUAUACAACUCAACAAACGUGAUGACAGCAGUUGUAGUGCAUGCAUAUCUGAGUUGUUAAAAUUAUUUUUUUAACCUUUUAUACAGGUUAUCAUUGAGAUCACAUCUCUUUUGCAAAAUACCUGUUCAGUAUCUGUACUGUUUGUCACUGUUGUGUUUGUUGUUGAGGAAAUGUUGUCACUGAAGCCACUGUGUUGUCUGUCAGGCUUUUCUGUCCCCUGUCCGUCCGUCCUUCCUGCCGGCCAUUAAAACAGUGGACAGGUUUAUGAGGAAUAUUUUGUCAAGACAGAGGCACCACAUGGUCCUGGAGCCUUAUUGAGGAGGAAAGGUUUGUCUAGACAGAGGCACCACAUGGUCCUGGAGCCUUAUUGAGGAGGAAUGUUUUGUCUAAACAGAGGCACCACAUGGUCCUGGAGCCUUAUUGAGGAGGAAAGGUUUGUCUAGACAGAGGCACCACAUGGUCCUGGAGCCUUAUUGAGGAGGAAAGGUUUGUCUAGACAGAGGCACCACAUGGUCCUUGGGCCUUGUUGAGGAGGAAUGUUUUGUCUAGACAGAGGCACCACAUGGUCCUGGGUCCUUAUUGAGGAGGAAUGUUUUUUCUAGACAGAGGCACCACAUGGUCCUUGGGCCUUAUUGAGGAGGAAUGUUUUUUCUAGACAGAGGCACCACAUGGUCCUUGGGCCUUAUUGAGGAGGAAUGUUUUGUCUAAACAGAGGCACCACAUGGUCCUGGGGCCUUGUUGAGGAGGAAUUUUUUGUCUAGACAGAGGCACCACAUGGUCCUGGGGCCUUGUUAAGGAGGAAUGUUUUGUCUAGACAGAGGCACCACAUGGUCCUGGAGCCUUAUUGAGGAGGAAUGUUUUGUCUAGACAGAGGCACCACAUGGUCCUUGGGCCUUGUUGAGGAGGAAUGUUUUGUCUAGACAGAGGCACCACAUGGUCCUGGGGCCUUAUUGAGGAGGAAUGUUUUGUCUAGACAGAGGCACCACAUGGUCCUUGGGCCUUGUUGAGGAGGAAUGUUUUGUCUAGACAGAGGCACCACAUGGUCCUGGGGCCUUAUUGAGGAGGAAUGUUUUGUCUCGACAGAGGCACCACAUGGUCCUGGGGCCUUGUUGAGGAGGAAUGUUUUGUCUAGACAGAGGCACCACAUGGU